This is a messenger RNA of Mytilus trossulus (common blue mussel), 3775 nucleotides long. Its product is annotated as protein O-linked-mannose beta-1,2-N-acetylglucosaminyltransferase 1-like. Gene Ontology annotation, cellular component: Golgi membrane. The record is from RefSeq and is a predicted model, not a curated record. Gene Ontology annotation, molecular function: beta-1,3-galactosyl-O-glycosyl-glycoprotein beta-1,3-N-acetylglucosaminyltransferase activity. The transcript has 27 exons. Bases 152 to 2629 code for a protein of 825 amino acids. Gene Ontology annotation, biological process: protein O-linked glycosylation via N-acetylgalactosamine. NCBI's taxonomy places the organism in Eukaryota, Metazoa, Mollusca, Bivalvia, Mytilida, Mytilidae.
GUUUUAUCACUUCCGGAUUAAAAAUUAUUAAAAAUUUGUAAAAAUAUUUUUUUUCAGUAUAUUAUUUAGAAAGUUGUGCAUAAGCAAAAAAUAAAAUAAGAAAUCUGAGGUUAUUAUCAUGACACAUGUUUGAUUAAUUGAUAAAUUUGUGAUGAUCAGAAGAAUAAGGAGGUUGUUGGGAAGAAAGCUUGCAGGUUGCAGUAAAAGUUUGGCAUUGCUUUGUUUUAGUUUAGCUGCUGUAUAUUUAUACUUCAACAGAUCAAGAAGUCAGUUUGAAUUACAAGGAGUGAGAGAUGUUUGGGAUGCAAAUGGUGUACAGUCACCAGAAAAAGGUGCAGCGUGUGGUGUGGUAUGUGGAAUCGGACAAAAAUCAUUUUAUGUAAAAACAGGGACUGACAAUACAAUUGGACCAACAAUAUGUUAUGAUGGUAAAGUAAUUAUAAGUCCAGACAACAAUAAUGGAGGAAGAGGCCUUAAUAUAUUGGUUAUUGAUAUCCAGAAGAUGGAGGUUGGAGAUGUUAAGACCUUUGACACAUAUACUGACGAUGCAGCAUUUUUACAAUAUAUGAGGAAAGCACCAAAACAUGCAGUUAUCAUCUUAGUUACACAUGAUGAAAUCACAGAACGACUGAGCAAUGAAGGGAGACAAUGGUUUAGGUUAAUGGGAAGUUACUUGAUAGACAAUGUCGGCUUUAGAGAUGCCUUUGUAAUGGUGGGACAGAUUGGACUGGAACAGAAACAAGCUAUUGAAUUUCAUAAAAAGAGAGAACAUGGUGGCUACAGCUUACCCAUUGAAAAGAAAGGUUGCUUCUCUCUACCUCUUGGUCCAUUGAGGGAUAUUUCUCAGUUCAUUCCGAAAGUAACAGAGAUGGUUAUAGAAAAGUUAGACAAGUGUGGAUUGACUACAGAAUGUGGAGAAGAUAAAUUUACUGCUAUGGUGGAUACUGGUGAUGGUGAUCAGAGAAAACCAACAAUCUGUAUUAAUGGUGAAAUUGUUCUGGGUGAAAGGGUGAACCAUGCAGGGAGAGGAUUUAAUGUAGCCGUAUUGAGUUCUAUAGAGAAGAAAGUCUCCACUGUAACAGUGUUUGAUACGUAUGAAAAAGACAGUUCAAGCAUGGAAGUUUUCUUGGAGAGUUUGGUGGAGGGAGACAUUAUUAUAGCUGUUGUAAAUGAUGAUGGACAGAGAAAGUUGAAUACUCAUGGCAGGGAUGUAUAUAACCAGCUUGGUAGUAGUAUGAUACAAAACCUUAGAUUCCGUGAUGUUUGGUACUUUGUUGGUAAGAAAGGAAUCAAAGGAUUUACUAGCACUGAACAGAUAAGUUUUGCUGGAUAUGAUGGUAGCUGGCCAGCAUCUAUGAAGGAGUCUUUUUGUUUACCUUAUAACUUUAAAGGUACAGAUGUCCCCCCAACACCUAAAUCUAAGAGAAAUGAAGCAAGGAGAGAAUUUUGUAAAAAGUAUGAUGGCUAUGAACAUUUAUGUGAUCCUGCAGCAGUAGAUGAAACCUUACAAGGCGUAGAGUUAGUAGACAGAAGCCAUACUAAUGAUGCAAUAUAUAAAGUACCUAUAGUCAUUAUACCAGGUGUUAACCACAAUGCAAUAGUAAGAACCAUGGAAACCACACUGAUGCAACCUGGGAUAAAACCUAAUAUGGUUCUGGUUGCCUACGAUGAAAAUUUUCCAGAAUAUGGUGAACUAUCAACAUUAUUUGGUUUCCACAAUAUCAGUGUGAAAGCUAGCACUACUUAUGAAGAUGUAUUAAACAAAGCUAUAGAAGCAGGCUGGAAUUACUUUGAUGUAAAGGACCACAUUAUUAUAAUUGAAGAAGAACUUAUCUUGGCUCCAGAUUUCUUGUCCUUCAUGCAGCAGUGCCUUAGUGUAUUAGACAGUGAUCCUACCAUAUUGGCAGUCUCUGGGUGGAAUUACAAUGGUUAUGAUGUAACAUCUGGGGAUAGAGAAGUGGUCUACAGAGUCGAGGAAUUUCCAGGAUUAGCUUUCAUGUUACGUCGAAAUGUUGUAGAGAAAUAUAUGUUAGGAAAACUCUCCAAAUGUUGUCAUAAAAGAGUUUGGGAUCAUUGGGUUCUAACUGAUGAAGCAGGGAAUGAGAUAACGGGAGAUGUUAUAGUUCCAGAUGUAUCAAGAGUGUUUCAUCAACCAUAUCAAAGUGCCAAAGAUGAAGACAAACACCUUGUGGAACUGUUCCAGAAACCCAGGCUCACUAAUGUUGAAGGAGAUAUGACAUUAAAAAACAUGGAUGCUUUGAGCUCAGAAAAAUAUGAUGCCUUAAUACAAAGUUUUAUUGAGAACAGUGAAGAAUUUACACUUGAACAUUUACAGAACUGUAUACAAGACCCAGUGCUUAAAGUACCCAUAGUGGCUGAGUCAAAACCCAACUUUGUAAUAUUUUACCAUCAGAAAGAUAAGAAUGAUUAUGGUGUGUUACAGAAGAUAAGUCGGUGCUUUGGAUUAUUCUGGGUACCAGAUCUUCCUCCAAGGAACCAGUUUAGAGGAGUCAUAAGGUUCUAUUAUGAUGACAGAAACGUUCUUUUAGUUGGAUCUUCAUCCAAAUUUUACAAAUAUAAACAAGAAACUAGAUAUUUACUGACCAUUGAUAAUGUUGGUAAAAGCUGAGACAGGCCAAAUAGAAAUACUUGUAUUUGUUACAACGAACAAGUAAUGUCAUGAAUAGUGUCAUACAAUUUAUGCCAAUUUGCUUUAUGCAAAAAAAAGAAAAGGAUUUUAGCCUAAUUUAUCGGAUGCCAAUAUAUUAUGUCAACUGCUAUUUUGAAGCAUGGUGAAGCGUAUUUUUUUGUUUCCAGUUGGUGUAUUCAAUUUAAAAUUAAAAUUGUAUCUCAGCUAGACAGCUGUAAGUUUGAAUGCCGUACCUGACUUGUCAUCCUUAGGUGAUGAAGUUUACCUUUAUAAUAGUGAUUCUUGUUAGUUAGGUUAAUUGCCAACUGAGAAACAAAUUUAAAAUCAACAAAAAUCUGUUUUAUAAACAGCUUCUAAUCAAAUUUUAAUUGAGAGAACUGUUAAGUUGCAAACAUAGGAAUAAAGAUGGUUGAUUUUUUUAAAAUUAUCUUUAUUAGAAUUACCUGAACAAAAUAUCCACUGUAUUUAAGUGAAACAAAAUUAGUGGUGUUGAAUAACUAUAUAUACUGUACCGGUACAUACUCAGAUUAAAGUCUGUUGGGAUACUGUUAUACUCCCUUUCAUACAAGGUAAUUGCCAACAGGGCAUUCAUGGUUUUUUUUUUUUUUUUUAUAUUGUUUGUUUUUCCUCAGUAUUAUUAUAUUGGAUAUUGAUUUAUUUGUUUUAUUAUUUGUGCAAUACUGCUGGUAACAUUGUAAAUUACAUAGUAAUGAUUAUAUAGUAGUUGAUACAUAUGUGUUACUGAGAUUUGAAAUCCAUAUAUUAUUCAUAUACAAAUAAAACUCAUAUAGGGUUCAUAACAUUCCAAAAAUAUUUGAUGUUUUGUAGUAGUAGUUAAAUUUUCAUGAUGGAAUAUUUUGGAUGAAUCUUUCUUGAAGCUGUCAGAACAACAUCAACUUAGUUUUUAAGCAAAGUUUGUCAUCUUAAUAAAAAAAAGUUACUGGAAUUACAUUUACCUCUACCGUCUGCCACAGUCAAUAUGAAUAAAUCCAGCGUAUGCACAGUUAUUAAUUGUAAAAUAAUUAUCAUGAUAAACUAUAAAGAGUGUUAUAGUAUGUACUGACACAUUGGGUGUUGUACUGACACAUUGUGUUUUGUACUGACAUAUUGUGUUGUACUGUCACA